Molecule: messenger RNA, 1205 nt
Organism: Synchiropus splendidus (mandarinfish)
Lineage: Eukaryota; Metazoa; Chordata; Actinopteri; Syngnathiformes; Callionymidae
Gene: rab32a
Product: RAB32a, member RAS oncogene family
Exons: 3
Coding region: 158-799 (213 amino acids)
Biological process (GO): vesicle-mediated transport
Cellular component (GO): Golgi apparatus; trans-Golgi network; vesicle
Molecular function (GO): GTP binding; GTPase activity
Source: RefSeq, a predicted model, not a curated record
AUGGAGGAGGAGAGUUUAAAAGUGUGUGACUAAUGUAGUUAGUUGGUAUCUGGAGUGAGCCGAAGUCUCCUGACCAGCCCAGUCCUCCGGAUCCCCUGGUGUGGGAAGCACAUACAUGCGCCAGCCAGUCUGAAGCUCCGGGUGUGUGAGUGCGAUCAUGGCCGGGGGCUCGGUGUCCGAGUGCAGGGAGCACCUGUUCAAGGUCCUGGUCAUCGGGGAGCUGGGCGUCGGGAAGACCAGCAUCAUCAAGCGCUACGUGCACCAGCUCUUCUCGCAGCACUACCGCGCCACCAUCGGCGUGGACUUCGCGCUCAAAGUCAUCAACUGGGACAGCAAGACCCUGGUCCGGCUCCAGCUGUGGGACAUCGCAGGUCAGGAGCGGUUCGGGAACAUGACCCGGGUUUACUACAAAGAGGCCGUCGGCGCCUUCGUGGUGUUCGACGUGACCAGAGGCUCCACGUUUGAAGCCGUGUCCAAGUGGAAGCACGAUCUGGACAGUAAGGUGAAGCUGGCCAACGGCAACCCCAUCCCCUCGGUGCUGCUGGCCAACAAGUGCGACCAGAAGAAGGACGGCUCCAACAACACUGCGCUCAUGGACAAUUUCUGCAAAGAGACAGGAUUUCUGGGCUGGUUCGAGACCUCUGCCAAGGACAACAUCAACGUGGACGAGGCGGCCCACUUCCUGGUAGAGAACAUUCUGGCCAACGACAAAGGGCUGCCGUACGAGGAAAGCAACGGUGAUCGGAUCAAGCUGGACGAGGAGCCCAGGGCUGCAGAGAGCAAGCCGGGCUGCUGCUAACCAUCCACGCUUUCACCCAAACCUUGUGUGGUUCCAUCCGCACUCAUGCUGUCGAUCAUUACUCCUCCCCGGCCACGACCCGAUUCUUCUUACUCUCAAACAAACAUCCAGGCCUGAACCAGACUGUUCAGCAGACAGAUAUGUCUCAUUAUUUAUCAUCAGGUUUAAGGUUCCUCCUCGCCCUAUUUUUACUCCCGGUGUGAGUUUUUCACACUGCUGUACUCUAGUUAUGACACAAUUUUAAAAAGUGACAAGCUUUCCAUGUGGAGCAUAUUCUGGUGUCACCCUUGUAUAUACUGAGCUGAUCCGAUGAGACUAUGAAGGUUUUGUUUUUUGACAUGUGCUUUCUUUUUGAAAAUACACUAAAAUCUGUUGAAAAAACAAUUGUGACGUAAUAAACGUUUUA